AUGCGCACUGUUCAGAAGCAACCAAAAUCAGCCACUGUGGAACAAUUUCUUGCACCCUUGGAGAAGGAAGAGUCGACUGAACUGUGGAAUAAAUGGCAGGAGGUUCGGGGACUUAUUAGUGAACGGGUACCAAUCCUCCAAAAUCUCUGCGAGAAUCAUGAUCUCUUUGUUAACCAAAUUGAACGUUUCGAAAAGCUAAUGUCAGAUAUGUUCGAUUAUUUGGAAUCGGUUGCUCAAGCUGCAAAUUCCCAAUCAUCUGCAAUUGAAGCCCAACUGGGAGAGUCAGUUGAAGCACUGCGAGACAUGGAAAAGAUGCAGCCAACCCUUGGCCACCUAGACGGCAUCGUAAAGGAAUUGCAAUACUUCUUUAAUGAAGCGUACCUUAAGAAAUUAAAAACACGCUUACAGGAGCUCAACCAAACUUGGAAUAGAGUCAAGGAACUCACCAAUGAAAAUAUUGAAUUCCUUCGAUCGAAAUUAGAAACCUCGAGUAGUGCAAAGGACUUCGUUGAGGAGGAGAAAUCAGAAGCACAACCUAGUGAUUCAGCGACUGCAUAUCAUUCUGAAAUGCAGGAAGCACCAAUAACCAUAAAUAGUGGACUUCCGCAAAAUCAUCCUCCGGAUACCGUAGUCAAGAUGAUUGACCUGGAAGAACUACAGAAGUGGAUUUCAAAGGCCAAGCAUCGUUUCGCGAAAUUCACCUCCAUUAACAGUAGAGAAGAAGUGGACAAAUUUGAAGAGUUCUUAGAGCAAUUCCGAAGUGAAAUAGAUGUCAGAAGACCAAUGAUUGAAGCAAUGAGAAGUGGAGAAGCUAGAGACGCGAUGGGAAAGAGCAUUUCCUCCAAAACGGUGCUUCUUUUCUCAGGACAUUUUGCAGAUUUGGAAUCGGAAUAUGCUGCUAGCCAGGAGCGAUUGAAAUCCGCAACGUAUCAUUUCAACGAUUUCAAUUCUUUGAUGUCCUAUGAAAAGCAUUGGCUAGAACGCGUCGAUUCCAUGCUGAAGAAAUCCAAGAAUCAAACCUACGUCGACGUCGGUGACAUCUGUGAUGAAAUAAUGGCAAGUUACUUCAGAGCAUUUGACAACUUGAAAUCGGAACACUCGGAAGACGACUUUGCUCGAUUGAAGAAAAUUGUUAGACUGCUUUCCUCUGAGAAGGUAAUGUCUCAGAAAUUAAACGCGGAAUUUGAAACCUACGCGGCAAGUAUUGCCAGUGCCCUGCAACAAUUGAUUCGAAGACUGGAUGAGCUGAAGAAACUGAAACAACGAACAGAAGACACGCAAAAUCAGUUGGAUAGGUACAGUGCCUGGCUUCGAGAUACAACAAAGAAUAUUCAAGAGAAAAUGCGAAUUGGAGGUACAGUCGCUUCAAGCAAAGAACUCGAUGAUUUCUGUUCUCAGAUAACUGAAAUCGACGAGUCAAUCGCCAGUAUUCGACAUGAUAUCGACAAGAGAUCAAGUACCGAAUCAUUAGCGAAUGCUGUUCCCGAAAGUCUUACAGAGAAGCUGAACUUACUUCAAACCGACACAGCUAAUUUUAAACGGGCGCUUUUGCUUUACACUUUUCCAUCCAAUAUUCAAUCAUCUAUCAUAAGAAGUCGGGAGGCAACACGUGAGCAUGAUGUUGCAGCUGUCAAUUUAGAAGUAGUCUCACUUACCAACGAUCAUAUCAUCAGUCUACUCAAAAAGGCGGACGAUCUGAUCGAACGAAUUCGGGAGACUCAAAAUCUCGUUGACAGCCUUCAGAAUACUGUAUCCUCUACAAAGCCUUUAUCAGAACUUAGAAAUACACUAGAUGAGCUACUGCAUGAACUGAAGGAUCUGUUUAAUAAGAAUACUAAAAUCCUUGAACACGUCGAGAGAUUCCGAGAAGGUCUGCAAGAUCUUCAGCCCCACGCAGAUCAGUACUCUAAAAUCAUUGACCCUCUUGAUCAAGUUAUGAUGAACGUUGAAGAAGUCACGGAUUACUUAGAAACAGCUGACACGAAUCACUCACAUAUUGAAAUGCUUCAACGUGUUUUAAACGAAUUAUGCGGAGUAUUAGGUCGUGAAGAUAGGGAUCAAGAUGAUUCCUCUAAAGAAGACGAGAACUCAACAGUUGAAAAGCUCGAAAAUCUGUUGAGACAAAUUGAAAUCUCUGUUGAUCCAAUUGAGGGGUUAAAUAGUACCAUAGCCAAUGUGCGCCGAAUUAUUGACAAAGCUUUUGCGGCCAGAAAUGCUUUCCGUGCUCAAAUAAAUGGUCUUGCAACUGAAUCGAAUGAAAGUUCUGUUACAGAAGCUACCGAAAUUCGAGUUGUUCCUGAAACGGGGACGGAUGUUCACGAAAGCACAUUGAAGUCCACAGGAGAGAAUAAUAGAGGUGCAGUCUCAGACGAGACUAAUCAAAGCCUCCUCUCGGUUAUUUACGCACGAUCCAAUCAACUCACUACUGAAAUAUCUGAGUUCUUCCAAGAUUUGGAUAACUUCAAUAAAUAUUGUGUAAAAUUAGAUCCUGCUGAGAAAUCUCCUGAAGAAAACGAUUCAUUGGAGCCAUUACAGACAACUAUGGCAAAGUGUGAGAAGAAAGUAGAGUAUUUCAAAUUACAAAGUCAUUAUCUGGAAUCUCGACUCAGUGAACUCUUGAAAGCGUCUAAAGCACUUCAGCCAGAUGACAGAAAAAUUGUCCUCAAGGUUCAGAAAUUCUGGACCGACUCAAAGAAAAAUCUUGCCUGGCACCUGGAAGAGAUCAAUCAAUUAUCGAGGACUCUCAAGGAGGCUCAGGAAGCCUUCUCGAACUAUGAGCGAUAUCCGGCUGAGGGUAAUCGACAAAUAUGUCUGACCUACAUCACCCGACUGGAAGACAGUUACAAUUGGCGUCUGAAUCAAGAUCGAGCCUGUUUAGACAAAGGCUAUCAUGCAGAAAUCGCUCAGCGUCUGUCUUCAUCUACAAGAAGCACGAAUUUUAUCUUCAAGUUAACUCCCUUCAGAGAGUGUUUGCAACAGUUCGUCACCCAGUUGAACGAAAUUCAGGAUGAACUUUAUUCAUGCCAAAGCAUUCCAACCCAUGAACUCCUAAGUCAAAUUCAGAAUCUAGACCAGUACUUUACAUUGGCUCAAGAAGCAGCAUCGAAAGCAACCAGCAUUCUCAAUCGAUGCAGAAUGGAUCAGGUUCCAGAAAAAGAAAGUAAUGGAGAAAACAACGGCAGUGAAAAUGAAUUCCUCGCUAGUACCAAUUGGUUAGAAGCGAUUCUCGAGACUCAGAAAGGAAGGCUUAACACUUACUGCAACGAAUUUCAUCUUUGUCGGCCCUAUUGGCAGGAGUAUGGUAAUCUUUGGCAAUCAUUUAUGAAUGAAUCGAUUAUGCAAAAGCAUCAAAUGGAACUAUUGCAAUUGGACAGAAUUCCAAAUGAGGACCACGGAAGUUCAGAAGCGAGUGUUGGAACAGCAAGAGAUUAUGCAGUGAAUCUAUGUUCAUCCGUGCUAACGCUUCAACGUCUUGGAAGCAAGAUAGUGUGGAAGGCUCAGUACAGUCAAAUUGGCCAUGGCUUGAAAUCGGAUCUCUACCUUCAGCCAGUGUUUGACGAAAGAUUCUCAAAUCGACCUUUAAGGAUGGACAAUACUCUACAAGACGAUAUUACUUUCAUAAAUGAGACGUUUGAUACCCUAGUUGAGGAGUUGAAAAGACUUUCCCAAAAGUACAAUAUUGAGAGUCUAGUUCCACCAAACCUAAGGAUUGAUACUUCCAGGAUUGAAGAUCUCCAAGUACAAAAAUCUGAUUCAUUAAGUGAUAUGGAUGGAUUUCAGGAGACUACAUUUCCACAAAGCCAACGCCAACAAUUUGAGUCUGUUGGGAUUACCAGCUUCGAGGCCUGCCUAAACCGCUUGAAUGAGGAACUGGCAUGGCUUAAGCAGUCAAAUCUCUACAUACCCGUGGUUGAUGUGCCGUCUAAUUACAUUUCAAAGUUGGAUAGUGAAUUUUGGUCACCUACCGGAGCUACAGGGUCGGUUCAACUGUGUUCCAAUUGGAUCAAAUCUAAAUCGACUGAACUUUCGAAACUCGAUUCAGGAUUAAAAAUGCAUGAGAAACGAUCGGCUCAACUCUGCACAACAUCAGAGAAAUUAAGCGCAACUCUGGAGGAUUUUGAAUCUAGGAGACAGCUCCAUGAGGCAGCUGACGAGUUACACGCCAGUAUGGAAGCUGCCAGAGGCGUGAUUGAUCGUCGUCGAACUCGUCUUAGUGUUUGGUUAUCAGUCUGCUCGGCAAUUGAAUCUGCUAUGUUGAUGGAUGGAGCCGGAAGUGUUAUUGAUCAGGGAGGACAACAGACACUUCCAGUAUGGAUAGCGACUAUUCGAAAGAGGCUUGAGCAGUCCUCAUCCAACUUGGACUCACCUGUGUUUAAGAAAGAAUUGAAUCGACCAGGCGACGAUUCUCACGAGUUUCGUUCGCUCUAUCCACCUGUAAUUCAAAUACAACUUCAGCAAUAUGCUAUCGAAUUGGAAGCUCGCAAACCGCAGUUGGAUAAACUGAUUAUCGAAACACAACGGCUUGAAGAGGAAUUACGCCAUACAGACAACAACUACGCCGAUCACCUCUCCACUAUGACUGGGAAUUUUGCUACGUGUUGCACUCUUCCUCAUGCAAAUAUGUCCUCAUAUCUCACCUCAUCCUUAGUUCAUGUCGUUAGUAGUAUAAAACGUACAGUAAACGAGUUUGUUGGUGAGACUUCGGGUACUGGGGACAUUGAGAAAGGCUCUAACGCUGUAAAUGGAAAGCAUAGCACUGGAGGUGUGGAUUUUAUUCAGUCGCGCUCUCGGCGGGGUUCUAUUUCUGAUUCUUCGAAUUGCAACUCCCCGUCUCCGCAUGCAAAUGAUCCUCAGGAACCGCCAAGAAGGCUAUCUUUAGCUGAAAUAUUUGGAAAUACGGGUGAGACAAUUAAGGAUCAAAUGCCGAGUCUUUCAGAAUUAGAGUCCCCAAAACAUUCCCCCAUCCUUCACCAGAAAGAACCAUGUUCACCGAGACAAACCUCAAAAAUAAUUCAGAGAAUGCCAAUUUCGGAAAACUCUGUCAGGUGGAAACCUCCAAGUCUGCCUUCUUUGAGCACUCUGCUUGAAGAAGAUACUGAAAAGUCAUCGGAGUCUUUUUCUCAAAAUGUCUGUUCUUCAUCAUCUGAGUCUGAUCAUGAAUCAAGUUCGAAAAAGCACUUAGAAGAGUUCCAUGCACCAACGCCUCAAAUUGAAGUACAAGAAUCUAGUUCUUUAGAACAUGCUGUAGAUGCAGUAGUUGAGGAAGUGCGUCAGUGCUGGAAUGAAACGAGUUCUCAAGUGAAAGCUCGGCUCGAUGAGCUCGAGAAGAUGAUGACAGCUACUGAUGAGCUCAAGACCCUUGAGAGAGAACUUGAUAGAUGGCUUUCACGCGCUGAAUCCAAUCUUGAGGACGCCAUUUCCAACACCCAAGAUAUCGGCGAAAGGAAACGCAUAAUCCAGAGUUCCCUGGAAAUUUCAUAUAAUAGCACGAUUUUGUUUCAGGAAAUAAUUGACAGGCUUCCAGACGGAGAAACCAAGUUCACGCUUCAUCAGAAUAAAUGCGAAGCGAUUCUGGAAAAAUACUCCAAAGAAGACACGCAAAAGUUCCGUAGUGAUCAGGAGGCGAUUCAGUUGCGCUGGUCUCAACUAGUUACCAGUCUUCGUGAAUCACUUGAAGGAGCAGCACAACUGGAUCCUGAUCUCAUCGAAAUUCCAGUUGCUGCUCAGCCCAAAAGACCUGAAUCCGAUCUUCAACGAAUCGUUCGUUUGAGAACUGCCACCUCUCAACAACCUGGAGCAUGCAACUCCGGUGAUCUAAUUCGCCCGAUGGAAUCAAGGAGUAUGGAGACUUCUGUCAUAGAUGCAUUCGGAAAUGGUGAUGCCAAUCCACCUCGAACCUAUGGCACCAUGGGACACCGUGGCUAUGGACAGAAAUUCGAAAGCGUUUCUCAUCCUCCUGCUUGGAGGGGACUAGUUAUGGAGCUUGUUGAAAGAGGAUUUAUGUGUCUGAAUCCUAAUAAUGUUUACUUAAUAGAGGAAGCAGGGUCCUCUCAAAGACUCCCCAACGAAAAUUGGCGACUCUUCUUGGCUCAAUUACGACAAACGAACGAUUGGCUGGCUCAUCAAGAUGCGAAUUUUCAUCAACUUAAAGGCACUAUCGGCGGUGAUAGCGAAAGCGUCAGUCAGCUCAUCAAUUCUUUCUCAAUUUUGGAGGAUGAGAUUCGUCAACAUAAAUUCCAAGUCGAUGAGCUUCUCAAUCGCGGAAAGAUAUUUAUGCAAGACCAGACCAUUGACGGAAGAUAUUGUUUGAAUAUGGAUUCUGAAGGCGAUUCUGAUGGCUCAGAGUACGAACCCGGAAAGGUGGAUGUGGAUGAAUCGAAUAUGAGCACCAAAAGAAUUAAGCUGACUGUGUUCGAACGAGUACUCGAUGACGCUGAAAAUGAACUGAAAUCCGCUCAAAAGCUUCUAAUGUCUCAGGAUCUUUCUUCUCCUACAAACGACCAGAAACUGCAGAUGAUUUGGGAUACCUGUGCCUCUGUAACUCAUGCUAUUGCUGGUCUAGACGGGCAAGCUCUGUGUCUCAGUGAUGAUGGAACUAUCAUAUCCCACGUUCUAAUCUCACGUCUGGAUGGUUUGAAAAUUGGAUUGGAACGAUUACGUUCACUGACUAAUGAAGAGAUGAAUCGAUCAUCGUCAAUAAAUGGAUUAUCAUCCACACUAUCACAACCGAUUGCCCCAGUAUUCCAGAGGAAUCUCAGAUCACCGCCUCAGCACAUGUUGAACUCGGAGAGCACAAAUACUCCUCUCAAUGAUGGUGCUCUCAUUCCAAGACCAAAGAGUCCUUCCGAAUGCUGGCUUCAGGCCUUCAAAACCGUGUCGUAUCCUUGGGAACGAUGCCUAUUACCGGCUGGAAAUCAGGUCCCUUACUACAAAAAUCAUGCAACCCAGGAGACACAAUGGGAUCACCCAUUAAUGAUUGAACUAUUGCAAAAAAUGGAUGAAAGCAACACAAUUCGAUUCCAGGCCUACAGAGCCGCUGCAAAAAUUCGCCAGCUUCAACUGAGAUUAUUCUGUGAGUUAAAACUUCAACACUUUGACCAACUACGAGACCUGCACCAACUUGAUCAAGUUCCUCUAAAUGUGGCUACGGAAACUUUCGCUCGGCAUGGACUCACUUCACCCCUAUACAGUGAAGGAUAUGAUGGAAGGAUGAUGGAUGUUCCACAGAUGUUGAAUUGCCUUACAACCCUCUACUGCCGAUUGUGGGAUUUGCUGGUCAGCCAACCGGAUGUCGUUAAAAUUACCAAUGCCUCAGGAGAUUCACAAAUGGUGGUUCCCACUCAGCAGACCCCGUCAAGAUCGCACAACUCCGAUUCCAUUGCUGUUGGAAAUAAGGUACAGCAAAUUGUGACUUGA
This is a messenger RNA of Rodentolepis nana, 7416 nucleotides long. The record is from the annotation of a GenBank genome assembly. Lineage: Eukaryota; Metazoa; Platyhelminthes; Cestoda; Cyclophyllidea; Hymenolepididae.